AUGGGUGUUGCAGGAACCAUAUCUCCAGAAAUCGGAAAUCUUUCUUUUCUCAUUUCUUUAGAUAUGAGCAAUAACUCUUUUCAUGGUCCUAUUCCCUCAUCUAUUUUCAACAUUUCAAGUUUAGAAGUUUUGAAUUUGAGGAAUAACAACUUGUCUGGCAGCCUACCUCUUGAUAUGUGCAAACACAAUCUCCAUAGGCUCAAGGGACUUAGUAUUUCUUAUAACAAGUUGUAUGGGGAAAUACCAUCGAGUUUGGGGCAGUGUUCCAAGCUUGUGUAUCUUUCUUUGUAUAACAACAGUUUUAGUGGACACUUGCCAACACAAAUUGGAAACUUGACAUUCCUUCGAGGACUAUACUUGGGUGCCAACAAUUUAAGAGGUAAUAUUCCAAAAGAGAUCAGUGCUCUUACGAAUUUGCAAUUUUUGGACAUGAAUACCAACAACUUAAGUGGUAUUAUUCCAAAAGAGAUUGGUGCUCUUACUAAUUUAAAAGCUUUGAACAUGAGUACCAACAACUUUAUUGGCCCCGUGCCAAGUGAAAUUGGGAACUUGAGAUUGCUUCAACUAUUAUAUUUGGACGCCAACAAGUUAAGUGGUAAUAUUCCAAAAGAGAUCGGUGCUCUUACUAAUUUACGAAGUUUAGACAUGAGUACCAACAACUUUAUUGGCCCCGUGCCAAGUGAAAUUGGGAACUUGAGAUUGCUUCAAGAACUAUAUUUGGGUGCUAACAACUUAAGUGGUAAUAUUCCAAAAGAUAUCAAUGCUCUGACGAAUUUACAAAAUUUGGACAUAAGUACCAACAACUUUAUUGGCCCCAUGCCAAGUGAAAUUUGGAACUUGACAAUGCUUCAAAUGUUGGACAUUCAUAGCAACAUGUUAAGUGGUGUUAUUCCGAAAGAGAUUAGUGCUCUUGCUAAUUUACAAACUUUGGACAUUAGUGUCAACAACUUUAGUGGCCCCGUGCCAAGUGAAAUUGGAAACUUGACAAAGCUUCAAUGGUUGGCCCUUGGUAUCAACAUGUUAAGUGAUAAUAUUCCAAAAGAGAUAAGUUAUCUUGUUAACUUACAAAUCUUGAGCAUGAGUUCCAACAAGUUGACAGGAUCAUUGCCAAAGGAAAUUGGAAACAUGACAUCCCUUACCAACUUAUGGUUUAACAGCAAUGAAUUAAGUGGUCAUAUUCCAAAUGGAAUUUUUCUUCUCACUAAAUUAUUUAUAUUGGGAAUUUCUAACAACCGACUUGGUGGAUCAUUGCCGAAAGAAAUUGGUAACACAACCAUCUUAAAUGUGGAUCUUACCUACAAUAAUUUAAGCGGUAUGAUUUUCGAUUUCCUUUCAUAA
This is a messenger RNA of Salvia hispanica, 1338 nucleotides long. Lineage: Eukaryota; Viridiplantae; Streptophyta; Magnoliopsida; Lamiales; Lamiaceae. The record is from RefSeq and is a predicted model, not a curated record.